Molecule: messenger RNA, 2967 nt
Organism: Aspergillus terreus NIH2624
Lineage: Eukaryota; Fungi; Ascomycota; Eurotiomycetes; Eurotiales; Aspergillaceae
Product: F-box/WD repeat-containing protein
Exons: 4
Coding region: 1-2967 (988 amino acids)
Biological process (GO): proteasome-mediated ubiquitin-dependent protein catabolic process; ubiquitin recycling
Cellular component (GO): cytoplasm; nucleus
Molecular function (GO): ubiquitin binding
Source: RefSeq, a predicted model, not a curated record
AUGGGUGAUCUCAACAACAGUGGCCCUGACCAUGGGCCAGCCGCCAACUCGGUCGGGUUGUUGUCGUUUGCUCCUGCUACUCGAACAACUGUCGUCACCACCACAACGACCACAACCACAACCUUUCCACCACUGCUCAUGAAACCGCCUCGGGCGACGCGACAUCUGGACCCCAAAUUAUAUCCCUUGGCUUCGUCUUCGACCCCAUCGUCGCUGAGAAACUUCAAGUUUGAACUUGGUGGACAGUCCGUCGUUUUUAGUGAGCCAGAAGACACUACAGGCACCCUCGAGGAGCUAAAUGAGAAGAAUCACGCGCUGAAAUCAUCUAACGGCGUCGUUCGGUCCAUCACGUCAUUCAGUUCAGAUGAUACUAAACUGCCUCAGCGCUUCGCCCCUCCGAGAGUGUCGAAGCACCCUUCCAACCACCCUUCAACCUCGAAACGCCGUGUCUUGCCCGCUGGGGAGACUGUCAUCCCCCAAAGACGAGUCCAGAGUGCCAAUACCUCUCGUAGGGAGGCCUUGCUACGAUCACCACUGUCUUCCGAAGUCGAAUCUCAGGAGAGCCUGUAUUCCAGGAAAGAACAGCUACGUAACAAGGCUAUGUUGUCAGAGAUAAAUAGACGGUUCCCGCGCCCGGAGACUCGAGCAGGCAAGCCGACACUCUUACAUGGCCCAUCCGAAGUUGAAACCGAGAACGGACUGGCGGCUGCGGGCGCGAGUCAAGAUACUGGGUAUGGCACGGCAGAGGAAGCUUCCCAGCAGACCCAGAUAGAGCCGAUGUCUCAGAUCUCAAGUUUUGGUGCCGUUGGGACCCAGGAUAUGUGCUUGCCCAGCCCUAGCUUGUCCCCAGUAGCUGCUAUGAACGCCCUGAAUGCCGAAUCUUCUUUCGAUUCGGCCGAAGAACCAGAAAUGGAUACCGACUCGAGCUUUGAUAACCACGAUGCGCGGUUUCCGAGCUUACGUGUGGACACCGUCAAAUCGUCAAAGCACAGCGUACCGCCUCCUAAGGACCUGGCCCGCCCUUCAUCCUUGAUGGACAUUCCCAACGUCCUGGACUUUUUCGACUCUGUUCCUGACGGCAUGAAGACAUACCUUAUGUACCAGUUACUGAGGCGAUGCCCCAAACCGACUCUCCAAUUUGUCGCAGACGUUGUGAAUCCCGCGUUGAAAUGCGAUUUCUUGGCUCUUUUACCGCUUGAGCUCAGCUUGAAUAUUGUCAAGUACUUUGAUGUACAAACUAUGUGUCGCGCUGCGCAAGUUUCCAAGAAAUGGCGACAUAUAAUCAACUCUGACGAGAAAAGCUGGAAAGAGUUGUUUGACAGGGAUGGGUUUGUCCUCCCAGAAGGGGAGUUGGAGCGCGCAAUCAAAGAAGGCUGGGGUUGGCAAUUUCCGAAUGGCAGUGAAGAUUUCGAACGGGAUCUGAGUCAGUCGGCCUUAAUUAAGUCUGAGCCAGAGACUGCGGCUACAACAUCCCUGGCUGGACCAAGUGACAGGCCUUCUUCGGGGCAUCGUCGACCCAAACGGAAGGCUUGUGGCCGUACCUCAAGUCGGAAAUACGCCAAGCGGAAGAUCUCAUCUAGUGGCACUGAUCACUCUGAUUCUGAUUGGAAGAAGGAUGUCUCUGCAACAGAGGGACCAUACGCCGCUGCAAAUGCUGCGGCAGCUGCUGUACCAUACCCAGAUGUUGGCUUGCCAUCACUUCGCGGUCUCCACCUCUACAAAUCUCUGUAUCAGCGGCACCAUUCCAUCCACAAAGGCUGGAUUAGACCAAACGUCAAGCCGAGACACAUCGCGUUUCGAGCCCACGAUCGUCAUGUUGUUACCUGCCUUCAAUUCGAUACCGAUAAGGUGUUGACUGGAAGCGAUGACACAAAUAUCAACGUGUACGACACCAAGACCGGCAUGUUAAGGGCGACGCUGGAAGGCCAUGAAGGUGGAGUCUGGGCUCUUGAGUAUUAUGGAAAUACUCUCGUCUCCGGAUCGACUGACCGGUCUGUACGGGUCUGGGAUAUUGAGAAAGCAAGAUGCACUCAAGUUUUCCAUGGGCAUACCUCGACAGUCCGAUGCUUGCAGAUCGUGUUACCUGUUGAGGUGGGCAAAAAGGCGGACGGUUCCCCUGAAAUGAUGCCUAAAGAGCCGUUGAUCAUCACCGGCUCCCGCGACUCAAACCUGAGGGUGUGGAAGCUUCCAAAACCCGGCGACCCCACCUACCACCAGAGUGGGCCACAUGUUGACGACACUGAUUGUCCCUACUUUGUCCGCGUACUUACCGGCCACGGGCACUCUGUGCGUGCGAUUGCAGCUCACGGGGACACUUUGGUGAGCGGCAGCUAUGAUUGCACCGUCCGAGUGUGGAAGAUCUCUACAGGCGAGACUCUUCAUCGACUUCAAGGUCAUAGUCUGAAGGUCUACAGUGUUGUCCUUGACCACAAGCGGAAUCGCUGUAUCAGUGGGUCCAUGGAUAACAUGGUCAAGGUGUGGUCCUUGGAUACUGGGUCAGUCUUGUACAAUUUAGAGGGCCACACGUCCCUGGUCGGUCUCCUUGACCUUAAGUGUGAUCGGUUGGUUUCGGCGGCUGCAGAUUCAACCCUUAGAAUUUGGGACCCGGAGACUGGCCAGUGCAAGAAUAUGUUGAGCGCGCAUACUGGCGCUAUUACUUGUUUCCAGCAUGACGGUCAGAAGGUCAUUUCGGGAUCCGACAGGACACUGAAGAUGUGGGAUGUCCGCACUGGGGAGUGCGUGCGAGACCUCCUUACCGAUCUGAGCGGUGUAUGGCAAGUCAAAUUCAAUGACAGGAGAUGUGUUGCUGCUGUGCAGCGUGAUAGCAUGACCUACAUUGAGGUUCUUGACUUUGGGGCUUCUCGGGAUGGAGUCCCUGAAGACCAGUUAGGACGACGAAUAAUCGUUGAUCGAGAGGGCCAUGAAGUCAGCGAUGCUGACGAGGAUUACGAUCUUUCUGAUGCCUAG